Molecule: messenger RNA, 2323 nt
Organism: Melozone crissalis (California towhee)
Lineage: Eukaryota; Metazoa; Chordata; Aves; Passeriformes; Passerellidae
Gene: TFDP2
Product: transcription factor Dp-2
Exons: 13
Coding region: 150-1505 (451 amino acids)
Biological process (GO): regulation of transcription by RNA polymerase II; regulation of cell cycle
Cellular component (GO): nucleus; transcription regulator complex
Molecular function (GO): RNA polymerase II transcription regulatory region sequence-specific DNA binding; DNA-binding transcription factor activity, RNA polymerase II-specific
Source: RefSeq, a predicted model, not a curated record
CCAAGGGACCGUCGCCGUCUCGUCGCCUCAGCGUCGCUGUCUGGGCCCAGCCCGCGCUGCCGCCCGCCUUACCUUCCGUCCCUGUUCGGGCCUGCUGGAUGUUCAUUUUAAAGAUUCUGUGAGGAUGAAAAGGGAUCUCUUAUGGCUUUAUGAAAUAUAGAGCAAUACUGUCUGACAUGACGGCAAAAAAUGUUGGUGUGACUUCCACAAAUGGAGACUUGAAAGGAUUUAUAGAUCAGAACCAGAGUCCAACAAAAGGUAAUAUUUCAGUAAUCACAUUGCCAGUUUCCAGCACCAACUCUCCCACUAAGAUUUUGCCAAAAACCUUGGGACCAAUCAAUGUGAAUGUUGGACCCCAGAUGAUCAUAAGCACCCCCCAAAGACUGGCCAGCUCAGGGAGUGUUCUGAUCGGGAGUCCGUACACCCCAGCUCCAACCAUGGUCACACAGACACACAUCACAGAGGCGUCUGCCUGGGGCCCAGGGGAGCGAAAACGGACUCAAGAAAUUAUAGAGUCAGAUUUUUCAGAAAGUAAGAGAAGCAAGAAAGGAGAUAAAAAUGGGAAGGGUCUGAGGCAUUUUUCAAUGAAAGUUUGUGAAAAAGUUCAACGUAAAGGAACAACUUCAUACAAUGAAGUCGCUGACGAGCUGGUAUCAGAAUUCACAAAUUCUAACAGCCACCUAGCAACAGAUUCACAGGCUUAUGAUCAGAAGAACAUUAGACGGAGAGUUUACGAUGCGCUCAAUGUCCUGAUGGCAAUGAACAUCAUUUCAAAGGAGAAGAAGGAAAUCCGAUGGAUCGGCCUUCCCACAAACUCAGCUCAGGAGUGUCAGAAUCUAGAGAUAGAAAAGCAGAAGCGGAUUGAAAGGAUAAAACAGAAGCGAGCCCAACUGCAAGAACUGCUACUGCAGCAAAUAGCAUUUAAAAACUUGGUACAAAGAAAUCAGCAAAAUGAACAGCAAAAUCAAGGCCCUCCAUCUUUGACCUCCACAAUACAGCUGCCUUUCUUAAUAGUCAACACUAGCAAAAGAACAAUUAUAGACUGCAGCAUAUCAAGUGAUAAAUUUGAAUACCUCUUUAAUUUCGAUAAUACUUUUGAGAUUCAUGAUGACAGCGAGGUGCUGAAGAGAAUGGGAAUGUCCUUUGGGCUCGAAGCAGGCAAAUGCUCAGCUGAGGACCUGAGAACUGCAAAAUCACUGGUGCCAAAAGCUUUGGAAGGCUACAUCACAGAUAUGUCUGCGGGAUUUUCAUGGGUAAACCAAGGGUUAAUUUCAAGUUCAGCACAAGCAGUUUCCCAUUUUGAGGCAGCUGGAAGCACAUAUGAUGCUAAAUCAAGUGAGAAUGCAGGGCUGUGUUUGGAUGCUGAAGUGGCCUUAGCAACGGGGCAGCUGCUUGCCCCUAGCAGUCAGCAGUCCAGCAGCGCAGCGUCCCGGGGGGAGACGCCCUGCUCCUUCAAUGAGGAGGAUGAAGAGGAUGAAGAUGAGGAUUCUUCCUCCCCAGAAUGAGGACAGGAAUAUACAAAAUGCUGCUCAAAUAUUCUUAAUGGGAGUUCCUGUUUGGAUUUUACUGGUUUCUUGCCUUGGUUUGCACUGUGUUUGGUGAACCAAAAUGGAAGCUUCAAAACAAGUUUAUCCAUAGCUGAAAUUGAAGAAUUGUGUAACUGAACACAGAGUGACAUGCAGAGACAGAGCAAAGUGGGUUUUAUAAACUAUAAAUGAGGAAAAGAACAAAGUCCCUGGAGAUUUGGCAAAGUAAACCUUAAGAUCAUCUUUUCCAUUUUGGGACUCGAGUAUCUGUCUUCCCCUUGUCUUUUUCAGAUGGAGGAGAAAACAGUCAGUCAGUAAAAGCUGAUUCUUGUAUUGUCUUUUGGCUGUUCUGCCUUUAGAAAAAGGGGGAGAGAGCACACACAAAUGUGCUAAAAUCAUUAUUUAAAACUAUCUUGUAUGAAAGUGGUUAUAGGGAAAAGGGACUGUUAAAAUGUUUGCUUUUUUUCUGUUCAACUUGCUGUACAGAAGAUUCUUAAAGUAAUAUAAAUUGCAAGUGAUUAAAUGAAUCUUGAAAUAGUUUAUAUCCAUUUUAGAUACUCUAAAAGUAACAGAAAGCAUUAGUAUAAAAGGUUCAUAUGUUCAUUUAUAUUGCAGGCCUAAUUUAUUUUAAGUGAUUAUUCUUAGCCAUUAUUAAAACAGUCAGAAAAAAAACAGUAUUCUCUGCACCAGCUUUUUUCAAGGAAAAUAAGUUAAAAAAUUGUAUUUCUAGAUUACAGCGUAUUCAGUGUAGCUUCUCCUUUAUUGUUCUAACUUUAUAUAAUCCCUUUGAUAUUAGA